UUUUUCAUGUCUAUUGUAGCACACAACCUGUUCACACAUACGGAUUGACAACUCUUAAUAAUCUUCCGAAUGUCUGUUUUCGUAACUCAUUCAUAAUAACAAUACGAGUGAAAAGGAAGAUUUAGCUCCAUAGUGUAAUCAAAUAAUUUAUUGUAAUCUAAAUUUUUAGUGUGAGUUUCAAGUGGGUGUUUUUGUUUAUAACUGAUUCUCUACGGUUUAUUUUAGUCUGACUACAAGUGGUAAUUGUUUUAGUUUUUAUCUUUUGCUGUUGUAUUAUGAUCUCGCCCAUUUUGGCGUUUUAAAUACUAUAUCCGGAAAUCAACAGUUGUCAUCAAUAUGAGAAAAAGAGAAGACAUGCAAGUUAAUGUAGCUGGCCUUAGGAGAAAUAUAAAAAAUAUUGCUCAUAACUAUUCUGAAGCUCAAGUUAAAGUACGUGAAGCAACCAGUAAUGAUCAGUGGGGACCAAGUAGUACACUUAUGGCUGAAAUUGCAGAUUUAACUUAUAAUGUAGUGGCAUUUUCUGAAAUUAUGGGAAUACUAUGGAAACGCUUGAAUGAUCAUGGACGCAAUUGGCGACAUGUCCAUAAAGCCCUUAUUCUUUUAGAGUACUUGAUUAAAACUGGCAGUGAAAAAGUUGCUCAACAAUGUAAAGAAAAUCGUUUUGCAAUUAAAACUUUAGAAACAUUUCAACAUAUUGAAGAUAAUAAAGAUAAAGGUCAAAGAGUACGAGAUACUGCAACACAAUUAGUUGCUUUACUAGAUGACGAUGAGAAGUUAAAGACUGAAAGAGCCAGAGCAAUAAAAGCUAAAGAAAGAUCAGUUCAAAAAAUUUCUAAUUUUGGGAGUGAUGGCAAUACUACUCCUCAGAGCCCUAAGUAUCCUUUGUUCAGAGAUUCUUAUGGCUUAUAUGAUACAAGACCACCUGUAAAGGCUGAACUUGAAAGUGCACGACCUCAAACUGCUGGUGAAGAAGAAUUACAAUUACAGUUAGCUUUAGCAAUGUCAAGAGAAGAGGCUGAACAAGAAGAGCAAAAAAGACGUAGUGAUGAAGUACGCUUGAAGCUUGCACUAUCACAAAGUGAAAAUGAAUUUAAACAAUAUUUAAGUAGUGGUUCUGACUCUGGAGCUAAUAGUAGCAAUGACCGAAGCAAUAAUAUGUUAGACUUAUUGGGGAUUGACUUAGAUAAUACAGAUAGUGAUAAGAAUGGUGCAACCACAGCAGUAUCAGAUCCAUGGGGGAUGCCAAUAAAGACACAACCUCAACCUUUAAAUUGGUCUAAUGGAGAUAGUUCCACAUCAGCCCAUAUCUCGGAUCCAUGGUCACCGAUUACACACAAGCAGCCUAUUGCAUCAGCCUCCCAUGUUUUGCCAAAUGUGCUAAAUGAAAAUGUAGAUCCUUGGCAAUCGACAGCUAGUGGUUUAUCAGCAUCUGAUCCAUGGGCACCUGCUACAUCUGCUCAUACUACCAUUAAUUCAAAUCAAGAAUUUGAUGAAUUUACACUUUUAGGAAAUAGAUCACAAACUAAAUCAAUCAAUUCUGACCCAUUUGAUUUAUCUCAUAUAAAUAAUGAACUAUUAUCUACUUCUACAUCAAAUUCAGGUAAAAAGACCCCUCAUAGCUUUCUUGGAGAAAAUUCAGCUUUGGUAAAUUUAGACAAUUUAGUAACUGCUCCUGUUAAUCCACCAAUGGUUACACAAGUGCGACCAACUGGUAUGGUCAAUCCUUUUGGUUUAACACCACAGCCAGCUUUUAUGACUCAACCAUCUACUACAACUUCAGCUUAUGGUAAUGCUUCUUCUUCAUCAUUGCCUCCACCACUUGUACCAUCUCCUAAUCCUUUUUUAUCGUAGCAACUAAACAAAUUAUCUUUAAAUUAAUUCUUAAAUAAUUAAUAAUGGUUUGAAUUUCUUUUAUUAUUGUUUCAAUUUUCCAAAAUUACACCUGUAAACAGUUUUAUUUAUUUAUUUUUUUAUCAAAAUAACUAUGAGAUAAGAUUAACAUGAAAAGAGCUAGAAAAUAACACUUGGAAUUUAAUAAAAAUAAAUAAAUUUUAAGUUAAAUAUUUAUGAAAUAUCAUUGUUAUAUUUUGUAAGUAUGGAGUAGUUUUGAUCUAUCAGAAAUUUUAGUCUAGAAAGCAUUUGUAUAAAACUAGUGUUAACACAAUUGGUAAAUUAUUUACAAAAUUUUUUAUUUUUUGUCACGUAAUUAAAUAAUAAUUUGUCCAUGUAUACAAUAUACCGCUAUGAACUGUAAAUUUUAAAUUUCUUGAUAUUUCAAUUACUAACUAGUGAUAAAAAGAAAUUUUCUGUUUUUUUUUUUUUACUUUAAAAAUUGUGAUUGUCCAAAUAAUUUAAAAAUAUAAUUAUUGUAUUUAUUUUUCUAUGAAUACUUCUAAGAAGUGGGGAUGUAGUGUAAAAGUUUAUUUAUAAGUGAACCAAAACCUUAUCAAUAUAUUAUAUACAUACAUAUAUAGAUCUAAGCAUAUAUAAUAAUAUUUAUAAUAUGACUACAAUUUAUUCAAGUAAAUUUUGGCAAUUAAGUUUAAAAUUAUGUUGAACCAUCUACUAUUUGUAAUAGUUAAUUUUUUUAAUUGAUAAAUUAUACCCAAUGAAUUUUUUAUUAAUUAAAUAUAUUAUAUUAUUUUGUUA
Messenger RNA from Daktulosphaira vitifoliae (grape phylloxera), 2649 nucleotides. RefSeq names its product epsin-2 (gene lqf). Lineage: Eukaryota; Metazoa; Arthropoda; Insecta; Hemiptera; Phylloxeridae. The transcript is spliced from 12 exons. The record is from RefSeq and is a predicted model, not a curated record. The coding region runs from base 337 to 1851 and encodes 504 amino acids. Gene Ontology annotation, molecular function: phospholipid binding; clathrin binding. Gene Ontology annotation, biological process: endocytosis. Gene Ontology annotation, cellular component: endosome; plasma membrane; clathrin vesicle coat.